Lolium rigidum is the source of this 640-nucleotide messenger RNA. RefSeq names its product RING-H2 finger protein ATL8-like. NCBI's taxonomy places the organism in Eukaryota, Viridiplantae, Streptophyta, Magnoliopsida, Poales, Poaceae. The coding region runs from base 98 to 640 and encodes 180 amino acids. The transcript has a single exon. The record is from RefSeq and is a predicted model, not a curated record.
CCAAGCUCGACCCCGUGCGCAGCUACCUCUCGACACGAGCCAGCAGCACGCAGCUCGCGAUCUCCUUCGUCCCAGUUCCAGACUUCCAGUUCCAGCCAUGGCGGCAAGAAGGCUCCUCCUCGAGGCGGCGGCGGCCGCCGGCACGCAGCAACCGGACUCGCUCAGCUCGGACCUGGUCCUCAUCCUCGCCGGCCUGCUCUGCGCGCUGGUCUGCGUCCUCGGUCUCGCCCUCGUGGCGCGGUGCGCGUGCUCUCGCCGCUGGGCGAGCGCCGCGGCGCCGUCCUCCCCUCCCGGCGCGAACAGGGGCGUCAAGAAAGAGGUGCUGCGCGCCCUCCCCACCGUCGCCUACGCCGUCCCCAACGGCGGCGCGGACGCGGACGAGUGCGCCAUCUGCCUUGCCGAGUUCGAGGACGGGCAGCUGAUGCGCGUGCUGCCGCAGUGCGGCCACGGCUUCCACGCGCCCUGCGUCGACGCCUGGCUGCGCUCCCACUCCUCCUGCCCCUCGUGCCGGCGCGUGCUCGUCGCCGCCGAGCUGCCGCGGGGCGAGCCGUGCGGCCGCUGCGGCGCGCGCCCUGGCGCCAUUGGCGCGCUCCUCAAGGGGCCCUGCAGCGGCGGGGCCCUGGCGUCGCUCCUGGCCUAG